ACUAGUGUCAUGUCAUACAUGUCAAAUUGAUGUCAAUUUUUCGCAAGUGUAUGUAACAGACCCGUGAAAAAUUAAUUUUUAUUUGUUUAAUAGUGAUUUAAAAUGGCAGAUCAACUGCUAAUUCACGAUGAUAUUAAAUUAUAUACCACAUCCGAUAAGUUCUAUUUUGAACCAACCAUUAAUCCCACAGAGAUUAUGGUCAUUGAUCGAACAACAGGAGAAGCUUCUGUUAAAGAUAUAAAUGCAGUCAAAAUCCCGAUUCCGGCGAAUGCAUACAGACCUGUAUGUGGUUUCUUAGGGUCUAUCAAGCUUGUGUCUGGACUGUACCUCGUCGUUGCCAAAUAUAGGAUAUUGAUGGGAAAACUAAACGGCCAUGACAUUUUCCAACUUGCUGGUGCAGAUAUCAUACCCUAUGCAAGAUCUACAACACAUCUUACUAACAAACAGAUAGAAGACAAUAGUACGUAUGAGAAGAUGGUCCGCGCGGCGCUAGAGACGCCUGGAAUUUAUUUCUCGUACGGACACGAUCUCACACACAGUCUGCAGAGGCUGCACUCGGUUGGACCUGACUUCCACAAGAUGUCUUUGGCGAAUCGUGCCGAUUCUAGGUUUUUGUGGAAUGGUCACUUACUGAGGGACUACUCACACGAACAAUUCUCAAGAUUCGCUUUACCGCUUAUAGAAGGCUUUGUGUCAAUAAACUCGCUGGUGGUAAAUAGUCGUCAGAUCACGUGGUCGCUCGUGUCGCGGCGGUGCGUCGACCGCGCCGGCACCAGGUUCUUCAUGCGCGGUGUCGAUGCCCAGGGCAACGUAGCCAACUACGUGGAGACCGAACAGAUCCUCGAGGUAGGCAGUGAGAAGUCGUCGUACGUGCAGACCAGGGGAUCGAUUCCCCUGUUCUGGAGCCAGUAUCCUGACAUCAAGUACAAGCCAGCGGUUACCCUGGCUCAUGAGGACCACGUGGCGGCUUACACCAAGCAUCUGAGGGACCAGCAGCAGAGAUAUGGGAACCAGGUGUUGGUGAACUUGAUCGACCAGCAUGGCAAGGAGGAGGCGCUGGAGCGCGGGUACCGCGCGGCGGUGGCGGCGGCCGCGCUGCCCGGCGUGCGGUACGAGCCGUUCGACUUCCACGCCGAGUGCCGCGGCAUGCGCUACUACCGCCUCAAUGUGCUCAUCGACCGCAUCGCGCACGAGCAGACCGAAUUCGGCUAUUUCCUGUGCCGCGGCGGCACAGUGCUGCUGCGCCAGAGCGGCGUGUUCCGCACCAACUGCGUGGACUGCCUCGACCGCACCAACGUGGUGCAGAGCCUGCUGGCGCGCCUGCAGCUCAACGCGGCGCUGACGCUGCUCGCCGUCGCACGGCCUGAUGAGCAGCAUCCGCAUCUCGACACGCUCUUUAAUACUGUAUGGGCUGACCACGCGGACAUGAUAUCGAUCCAGUACUCCGGCACGGGAGCGCUGAAGACCGACUUCACUCGCACCGGCAAAAGGACGCAUCUCGGCCUCAUGAGGGAUGGAGUUAAUUCCCUCACUCGAUACUACAAGAACAACUUCAGUGACGGGUUUAGGCAGGAUUCAAUCGACUUGUUCCUAGGCAAAUACGUGAUAAGGGACGGCGAGGGCAGCGCCGUGCCCUGUCCGCUGCGGCGCGACAGAGACUGGAAAUACAUUACAUUCCCGUCGGUACUGCUGGUGGCGGUGUCGAUGUUCUGCGCAAGCGCAACGCUGCCGUCUCGGUACACCAGCGAGGUGCUUCUCUACCUCAUGUUCUGGGGCGCUGCCGUCGGUGCCACACUCUCCUUCAUAUUUAGGCACGGCAAGGAGUUCGUGGACUGGCCGCGGCUGGACGCGGGCGGGCUCGCCGCCGCGCGCGCCCUGCCGCCGCCGCACUCUUUAUGAUCCACGACCUGUCGCUAGUGGUCGUCGUGUAGCGCGCAGCCGAGCUUCCCUCUACUGUAUUGUGCUCGCAGCGGUGUCACACACUAUAUCCUGAUUCAUUUUCUGUGAGGGGUGUCUCUGCUUACCCUCCAAGAAUAGGAUAGCUAAGCAAUUAGCAAGGUCUGUUUUUGUACACUCUCACCUGAAAUCUAUAAUAAAGAUGUCGACUGUCAAGCGAUAAUACGAUAUUAGGUCCAUCGAUAAUCGACUGACAAGGGCUCUGCAUCUGCAAAUGUAUUUCAAGAAUGUCAGAGCUUUCAUGUCAGACUCUAAUUUGUGGGAUUUCGUAAUUCAUUCAGAUUCCAGUCUUGGUGGGAGUGUGUGUACCAAUGAUUUCAUUACUGCGACUCGACCAUAUAAAAUUGUACUUUAAUAAGAUGGCAUUUUUUAGCUUUUAUUUCAAAAUCGAACGAUUCAAUAAACUUUUAUCAUAAUUUAUGUUAUACUACAGUUAUACUUCGUCUAAAAUAAUAAGCGAAUACAGACAUGUAAACAUUUUAUGCAUCUGUCAUUUUAUUAAAGUUCUUUAGGUGGUGUAUUGAUUUAGGCAGAAAUCUGAAACAGAUACAAUGAAAUAAUGUCAUUGGCAUAGGCAUGACACCACACUGAAUGUGUUAAAAAUAUUAUAUAUAUACUAAUUAAUUUUUUAUUCAUUUUUCCAAAUUACAAACAUUGUUUAUAUAUAUGACACCACUGCCGACCACAAUACAAAAAAACUAUCAUAAUUAUAUAGUUAAAUGAACUUAUGUCUUACCAAAAAAUCUUCUACUUAACAUGCUACAAAAACGAAAUUUCGACAAAGAAAUAGAAAUAAGAUUUUAAAUCCACGGAACCUUUCUCUAAGCCGUCGUUAAAUUAUCGAUAAAUUGUAUCGAUAAGUAAUUUUAUCUAAAAAGUAUUUACAUUUAAAAUUUUUAAACUUUUUCCUUUACUGCACAUUUUUAGAAAUAUUCACGUCGAAUUCAAAUGUAGAAUUCAACACGCCGAUUGCCAGUGAAAGCAGAUAAAUUAAGCAAAAAGUUGCGACAAAAAAUCGAGGUCAAUACUUCAUUGUGAUAGAAGAUGAGCUCACGAAAACGCAAAAGUAAAAAACUGUAUAUCAAACACUAAGUGAAGAUCCCUGAAAGAGAAAGUACUGCGAAGUAUAAUUGGGAUUUUUUUCUUUUAUAUUUUUCAGUUUUUUACUUCGAUGUUAGCAUUGUGAUGUAUGUCAAUUAAAAUGAUGUACAGUAAAAGUUAUAAAAAAGUUUUUUUUUUUUUUUUUUUUCAAUGUGAGUACUGGCAAUUUGAGUGUUGGAAUUUUGAAAUGUUAAAUUAAUAAAUGUAAUUGUUAUUAUUGAUUAAUACAGUGCUACAUAAUAGAUCAGUAGACAAAUCGAUAACAAAAAAAAAUAGACAUUACGCAUAGCUCAGAAAAAUGGAGCAAAUUAUUGAUCGUUAAUUAGACUCAAAGAAUGAUAUUUACAGUAUUUCAAAACAUAUUGUCCAUAAUAAAGUGUAGAUAUUUUUGCGUUAUGUUCCUUUCAUCAUACCUCGAGCAUUAUCUAUUGUACAAAUUAAACAUAUUCGUAAUUCCUUGAAAGGUCCUUUCACAUUUACAAUAUUGUGUGCAGAGACCUAAGAAUAUAUAUUUUUCAUCGACCAAAUAUCACGUUACUAUUUUGCUUAGUGUAAACAAGAUGUUAAAUAUUUAUUCGAUAGUCCAUUAGCAUUCCAAUAAAUGUAUUGAAUUUUGUGUUGCAAUAAGAAUAUGAAAUAGAUGUUAGUGUUGAUAAAAAUCGAACUGAUUCUGUGUUUUCUGAAAAUCGAUUGCUUGUGAAAAUAUUUUUUGUCUAGAAAUUUUAGGUAUAAUGUUUUAAAGAUAAGUCUUGAAUUCUAGUAUAGAUAAAGACAAAAAUAUCUUAACAUAUCAUAUACCACAUUAAAGUGCGUAAUUCAGAAUAGUUCAACAUGUAAACAGAGCAGAGCUAAGAAAAUUGUUAACCAAUAGAUUAAAUUCAUGUCGCCAUUCAGCUGAGCUCUGAACAUUGCCGAGCUGAGAGCAGCCGUGCAUUUUGUGCGAUUUUCUAUAGAUGCCUAGCCUAAUCUUAAAAAAGAAUAAACUAAUUAAAAUAAGUCAUUUGUAAGCGUGUCAAUAAUUACUUUGUUCUGAUUGGCUUUUGCGAUUAAUCGAAAAGAGUGAUUAGGAUCGAUUAUGGAAAUGUCCAAUCGAUAAUAAGGGUCGGCUUCAGAUACUUAAGGUGCCACUGGCAAAAAUUCGCCGAUUUUAUGGCAACCAACGUCACGAUUUUGCUAGCAAAAAAUAUUUCAUAUCAAUCAAUGAUUACUAACAUCUUAGUUGCGCAUCGGCUCAGCAUUAUUACAUGGAGCUGUUAUGAUUUUUAUCAACACUAAAAUAUUUGGAUCUGGUGACGACGGGUUCCGGGAGUAGUAAUGGAUUUGAAUUGGUUAUAAAGGUAACAUAUAAAUAGCUUAGAUCUUCCUACAUUGACAAAGAAUUUGUGUACCACAAAAAUAUUUAUGAGCAUGUACUUAAUUUUGAUAACAGUAAUACUAGUAAAAUAUCUUACGCGACGUUCAAAAUGAACAAUUGUAAAUAGUUUGAGUUAGAAAACAAGAUAUAUUGAUGUUUUUUUGUCUAGCAAGGUGACAUAAAGUUGGUUUUAAAGAACACAACGAACUUGUCCUUAUGAUUAUAAAUUUAUACCACCAAAUAAAAACCCGUUUCGGAGGCGACACUUUUGCUUUUUUGUUUUAAAGUGAUCUUUGCCAGUACAAGAUAUUAGUUCCAUUUUUCACCUUAACAUGGUGAGAUUUUUUAUUUUAUUGGUCGAGGUAUAAUUAUUUUGAUGGUUCAAAAAAUGUAGUGGGCAGCUUCUAUGAUCUGGGAGUGGGCAUUGCGCUAUUCUGAGGUGGUCACGAACCCGGCCCUCUUCUAGGUACGUCUAUGGUUGCAUUCAGCGAAUCUUUGUCAAUGUAGGUAGGAAGGGUUAGGUUGCGUGCAGAGGGAAUGGCUUAUAACGACCACGAUGCGGCUGUUGCAUAUCUUAAGAAAUAACAUUGCGUUUUUUGUACUAUCGACUCAUGCUGUGUAUUAAUAAGAUUUGGCAGAAUUAAUGCGAUUCUUGGUCUUGUAUUUUUUUUAAUUAACCUUUAGCAAAUGCGUCAUAUGAGUAAAUGUUAGGUGAAAUUGUUUUAUUUUAGAUUUUUUAUUAAAUCGAUAUGCAGCAUGCGUCGUCAGAUUUUUAAAUGCAUUUAUUUUAUGUGAUAUACCCAUUUAAAUAAUAUAAUAUGCGAUGUUUUGUGUGUUGUCCCCUUUUAUAUUCUUGUGUAGUAGUGAUGUACGUAAAUAUCGACUAUCGAUAAAUCAAAUGUUUUGUUAUUUACAUACAUUUUUAUUCUCCAAGUUUGUAUUCUAGCAUUUUAUUUUGCGCGGAUUUUGUACGUGCAAAAUGUUCAAUUUAGAUAAAUAUUUAGCAUAAACAAAUUAUAAAACUUUAAGUAAUAUCCAAGCAGCAUGUUUGGAAAUCUACACAUAAUCCAUACAUCCUUUGCAGUGUUAUUUCCCAUAAGAUAUUAUAAUGUUAGUAUAAUUUUUUCGAUCAACGUCAUGCGGUUGUUUAAUUUAUGAAAGCUAUUAUAUUUCAAUAAAAGUUUAAUCUUA
Molecule: messenger RNA, 5602 nt
Organism: Manduca sexta (tobacco hornworm)
Lineage: Eukaryota; Metazoa; Arthropoda; Insecta; Lepidoptera; Sphingidae
Gene: Sac1
Product: phosphatidylinositol-3-phosphatase SAC1
Exons: 14
Coding region: 103-1899 (598 amino acids)
Biological process (GO): phosphatidylinositol dephosphorylation
Cellular component (GO): endoplasmic reticulum
Molecular function (GO): phosphatidylinositol-4-phosphate phosphatase activity
Source: RefSeq, a predicted model, not a curated record